Molecule: messenger RNA, 5220 nt
Organism: Mytilus trossulus (common blue mussel)
Lineage: Eukaryota; Metazoa; Mollusca; Bivalvia; Mytilida; Mytilidae
Product: TPR repeat-containing protein DDB_G0287407-like
Exons: 19
Coding region: 247-5019 (1590 amino acids)
Cellular component (GO): Cul4-RING E3 ubiquitin ligase complex
Molecular function (GO): protein binding
Source: RefSeq, a predicted model, not a curated record
CAAAAGCAGGGCCACUUUCUUCCGUAUCAACACUUCCGGUUCCGGAAUAUUUUAGUUUACAUGCAGUCUUGGUGAUCAACACCGAAGAAAAAUCCUAUGAUUUAAACUUCACGAAAGCUUUAUGAAAUUAACAUGAUAGCAACAUGAAGUCAAAAAUCAAAGAAGGGUAGUAAAAGUAAAACAGUGAAAUGAAAGAUGUAAGAUUAUCCAUAAUGCUUUAGUGAGUAAAGUUUCAGUAAAACCAAUAUGGUGAUGGAGGGUUACAUCUUUGAUGAAGAUGAGGAUGAGGAACCAGAACAAAACCAGAAAUUUCAUAUUAGGAAACCAGUCAAACCUUAUAUUUGCUCAACACCAGGAGAUUUUAGUGAAGAAAGAGAUUUUUUACUGGAAAAUGUAUUUCCAAAACUACGUGAGAUUUGUAAAUUACGAGGAGGAUAUUUCUCACCCGUUGAUAUUCGAUGGGAAAACGAUGAUGAACAAGUCGUGAAUGGUCAUUUGUUAAAACUACUACUAGAUUACAUUUGUAAUUGCUGUCCUUAUUUCAUAUGUCUUCUUGGCGAGACAUAUGGACCCUACCGAUCUCUAGAUGCUCCAAAACUGCCAAAACGAUUUAAAAUCAACGAAGAUGCUGAUUGGUUGGACAAAAACUACCUUAUCGCCGCAUCAGCAGGUUAUGAUUGGGUUUUACAAGAAGGUCAUCAAAAUACCAGUUUGACCGAAUUAGAAAUUAUUCAAGCUGCCUUUCUUAACAAUACAAAACACUGCCAUUUUUAUUAUCGUCAACCUGAACAUUUGAAUCAUAAGUAUGGACAUUUACCAUCAGAAGAGAAAGAAAAGUUGAGUCAAAUACAUUUACCAGACAGUGAAUAUGCUGACUUGAACAUUAGGGAUUUAAAGCAAAGAAUUGUUAAUAAGGGUAUUCCUGUACGAUUCUUCAAAACAUUGGAAGAGCUUGGAAAUUAUGUGAUGAAAGACUGGAGUGUUAUUAUAGAAAAUGUGUUCCCUUUUUUGGAGUAUCCAAUUGAGAUUUUAGAUCAAGAAGAAUACAGAGAUUGGGCAGCAAAUGAGACAUUUGCUGAAGUUCGACGUCAAGUGUUCAUUACCUCCCCUGCUACCAAGACUGCCAUGGAAAAAAUGACUGAAUUUGCUCUUACUGCCCUUGAUGAACCCUCAUUUGAACCUGAAGCAGAGUUAUCAAAACUUAGAACUCAUACACUUACAAAAAUGUUGAAGAAAAAAAAAUCUGUAGAAAUAAAAUACAAGUCAAUAUUGUCUGUUUAUGGAGACAGAGGCUGUGGGAAAAGCACUCUUAUAGCCAACUGGAUUAAAAAGUUUAAAUCUGAAAACCCAGAGAUAAAAGUCAUUCAUCAAUAUACUGGAUCAUGUUCCAAAAAUACUGACAUUGCAUACUUCUUACGACAAUGCAUACAGGAAUUACGCUAUGAAUUUCUCAGACAAGACAGGGAAUCAACAGUGGUGUCAGACAAUGGUCGACCAUGGACCUUCCAGGAAGUCUGUGAAGCCUUUAAUGCUGUGGCAUCGUUAGGUCCCUCUGUUAUUGUUAUUGAUGGUUUGGAUGAAAUUGGUGCAACACUUGGUAAAACUAUCAGACAGGUUAAAGAACUACAGUGGCUGCCUUUUCCAUUCCCGCCCCAGUGUAAGAUCAUCUGUACAAUGAGUAGGUCAGACUUAGUGUAUCAUGGACUCUCACGGAGACAAGACUGUACAUUGUUAUCAAUGCCUGUUUUCAGUACCAUUCAAUUACAAAUGCAAUUUCUUGAAGAACACAUGCAACAGCAUUUUCACUUGUUAAAUAAAAACCACUAUCAACAAAUCAAUGAUGUCAAACUAACAAAAAAUCCGCUAUUUUUGAAUAUAUUAGGAAAUGAAAUAGAAUCUUACAGUGUUCAUUCAAAUUUAGCAGAAUAUCUGGACGAGACUUAUGACAAAAUUUCAUCAUUAAGGGACUUAUGUGUUCGAUGUUUUCAACGAUGGACAAAGGAAUACAGUUGGAAUAAAGAAAGUUUGUAUGGAGAUGCCGAAGAUGAAGCUGAAUUAGAAUUAGAAGGUUGGAUACCUGAUACCCUACGGUUGUUUGCUGUAUGUCGAGGAGGAUUAACAGUUGAGGAAGUGCUUACAAUAUUACAGACUCUUGGUUAUUGUAACACGAGAGAGGUGAAAAGUUAUGAUUGGUUGCAGUUCAGAAAUUGCAUUGGCAACUUCCUUCUUGAGAAAGCAAAUGGUUUAUUAGACUUUUCUCACCAGCAUUUGAAAGAAAUAGUGGAAUAUGUUUUAUUACGAGGUGCUAAAAAGAAAGACAGUAAAAAGAACCAAAUGAAGCAGUUUAGUCUCCAUUCUUUAAAAGCAGGCGGUGGAUCUGCUGCUACAUCUAAUGAACCAGAAAACGAAUGGAAAGAACAGAAGAAGAAGUUCCACAGUCAUGUAGCAAAGUUUUUUCUGAAGCAGCCAUUUUGUCAGAGAACCAUUGAAGAGUUACCAUGGCAACUGUUGAGUGCUGGUGACAUAAAAACUCUUGUUAAGGUGUUGACGGAUCCUGUGAUUUUGGAAGGUUUCCUUGAUGAAUCCAAGAAGAAUCCAUCAAAUAGACAGGAUCUAGCAUUCUACUGGAAUAUUCUGAAAGAUGAGGGCAUAAGUGUAACAACAACAUACCAACAGAUGUUAAUGCAACUUGGUAUACUGGAUCCUGUUGUUUAUGAUAGUGAGGAUUUUGACCGAGAUGAAAUGUCCACUAGUUUGUCUACAGAAGAGAAGUCAGACACACCCACUAUACCAAUAAUAAUAACAACACCAGCACCAGAAGGAGAGUUAUCUAUCAUUGAAGAAACAGGCAGUAUACCAGACACUGAACUUCAGAAGUUGGAAGAAAGCACAAAGACAGAAAGUGUAGCAAAGGAUGAUGGAAUUGAUACAAUAUUCCUAACAGAAUCAAAACACAAACUUAUAGAGAUACCAACAAAAGACGACAAGAAAGGACCAGCAUACCCACCAUUUGCUACAAAGUUGUCAUGGUUAGUUGCCAUGUUCCUGAAAGACAUGGGUCAUGGUGGGGCUACAGAAGAUAUCCUUAGCUCACUUAACAAUAAACUACAGACGAACUACCCAUUGACAAGAGAUGAUUUGUUUUUACAAGCCAAAACACAGGAAAUGUUAGGUAGAUUUUGUCAAGACAGGGGAGAUAAGCAAGAAGCAGAGAAAUGGUUUGUUAAGUCCCUUCGUAUCGUCAUGGAUGCUAGUGAUGAAGAGGAAGAAACAGAAUUAGACUUGGAUUUACUUAAUUUGAAAGGUUGUCUGCUAAGUCAUCUUGGUUUCCUGAGGAUGAAGGAAGGGUUAUAUGACAGUGCAGAGGAUCUUCUGAAGGAGGGGCUAGAAUAUGUCAGGGAGUGUGGUAACAUGACUGCCAGGGCAGAUAUACAGUAUAACCUGGGACUUCUAAGGACACAGCAAUCAGACUUUAUACUGGCAGAGUCCGACCUGCGACAAUCUCUGUCCACACGAGAGCAGUGGUUUGGUAAUGCACACCCAUUGGUUGCUGAUACUUUAUUUGCUUUGGCUGAAUUGAUGGUAAAGAAAGAUAGCUCAAAAGGAUAUGAUAAAAUCCGUGCUGAGACACUGUAUAGGAAGACAGUUAAGAUUAGGGAGGAUUGUCUGGGAUCUACACAUCUAGCUGUUGCUGAUACACUACUGGCUUUAGGAAAAGUGUUGAUGGAAGAAAUCAGUUAUGGUGCUAAAACAGAAGCUGUAGGCCUACUUAGACGAGCUUUAGACAUUAAGACCACCAAUUUAGGUGGUGAUCAUAUAGACACAGUGUCUGUACGUAACUAUCUCAAAACACUAGAAGUUACUUUAAAGUUGGGGAAAUAUGAGUUUGGUCCAGCUAAAGAAACAGAUAUCCGCACCGUGGAAAGACCCUUCAGCAACAUGUCUUGGAGGGACAAUGACCUGAAAAAUCUGGACAAAAGGUCAAAAUUAAGGUCAUCAGCAAAAAGUAGAGGCAGUUCACGCCCAACAAGUAGAGAUGAGAGGAGUCUUCAUUCAAUGAGCAGGCUAAGCAGUGCAAGUCAUAUAACAGCAUCAGAAAGGUUGAUGAUUGAAACAGAACGACCUGCCCGUCUGCUAAAUAGAGAAAGUGUUGAAAGACGUCUCAAAAUUGGAAAACAAAUGGUAAAUGGCUUUUCAGGUAUGCCUGAUUAUGGGAGGAGUGUAAUCACCGAAGACAAAGAAAAUGAAGAGGAACAAGAGAGGAGACAAAGUCCAGAGCAGCAGUCAACGCAAGUUCAAGACAAUAUCAUUGACAGUUUUGGUGUCGAUAUUGCAAGAAGUGAAGAAACUCCUGCCCAGAAAAGAACACAGUUUAUGCCACAGACCCAGGAAAGUGGCCCAGUUAAAUUAUUCAAAAGAUUUGGAAGUGCAGAAAGUUCAAGAUCAUCGAAACAUAAUGUCAGACCUCCUCGAGAAAGCAGUGCAAGAAGUGCAAGUUCUUAUGGAACUAGUUAUCGGACAGGAAGUAGCUUAAAAAGUUACUCAUCAAAGAAAGAUACAAAUCCACAUUCUAUAAAUUUAGGUAAUACAUCCACAGUUACGUCUGGGCCUAAUUGUUCGUUGAGCAGUUUACUUGGUAAUUCUAAAACACCAAGAGAUAUUUCUAGGAAAGUCCACCAUAAAUCUGCAUGGUAUCAUGUUCCAGGGCGUUACUUCACAGAUGAAGAUAAACUUCCGCCAAAACGAUCACAAAAAACACAGGAUGUCAAAGCCAUGAUGAGACGAUUAAAUAUGAACACUCCACCGAAAAUUUUUGCACCUAGAAAUGGUACUACUCCAACAAAGUUUAAGAAACAUAAAUAUUUCAACGAGUCUCAUAUGAAUGAGGAUAAUUUUGGUCCUACUGUAAAAGGUAUUGGACCUGUUGCAUCUGAAGCUUAUUCAAGUGAAUAUAUAGAUGAUGUUUAUGAAAAUCCUGGUUCUACUGUUACUUUUAGAGGUGCUUAUUAUAUGGAGUAAUGUUCUUUCUAUGUUUAGUAAAAAUAAUCUUCAACAUUUUCUUCUUUAAAGCGGGUCUUCUUGUUGACAUUCACUGUAUUCAACUUUAAAAUUGUGAUGCUAAAUGUUAUAACAAUGUGAUUUUUUACCUGUAUUUUAGAGUAUAUCAAUUGUAACAUACACAAAGACUUUAAAUUUAUUGGAUAAACUAGCAAACUAUGA